Atta colombica is the source of this 1718-nucleotide messenger RNA. Its product is annotated as isovaleryl-CoA dehydrogenase, mitochondrial. Gene Ontology annotation, molecular function: flavin adenine dinucleotide binding; 3-methylbutanoyl-CoA dehydrogenase activity. Gene Ontology annotation, cellular component: mitochondrion. The transcript has 8 exons. NCBI's taxonomy places the organism in Eukaryota, Metazoa, Arthropoda, Insecta, Hymenoptera, Formicidae. The coding region runs from base 151 to 1413 and encodes 420 amino acids. The record is from RefSeq and is a predicted model, not a curated record. Gene Ontology annotation, biological process: L-leucine catabolic process.
CACGUUUAUAAAUACUUUUUAUUAAUUCUCUUACAAAUAAUAUAAAAUUUUCGCGUGUGUUCACAAGUGUUUCCCCUUCAGCAACGAGUAAAGUAUUUCUAAAUCACUAUUGCUCGAAAAUAUUUCUAAUAUCGAUCAACGAGAGAUAUAAUGUUUUUGUCGCGAUAUUUCAUUGUUUCGCGGCACCUUGCGAAUCACGCCGGUAAAAUUGGCGUAUGUCACGUAUCGAAUUAUUGCAAAAUUGACGAAAGUGUCUUUGGGUUGAACGACGAACAGAAAGAGCUUCGUUCGCUCGUUUUCAAUUUUGUACAAAAGGAGUUGGCACCUAAAGCUGCUGAAAUCGACCAAAAAAAUAAUUUCGAUGAAUUGAAGACGUUUUGGAAAAAAUUGGGUAAAUUGGGCCUCUUAGGGCCGACUGUGAAGCCAGAAUAUGGAGGCGCAGGUUGCACAUAUCUCGAUCAUGUAAUUAUCAUGGAAGAAAUUAGCAGAGCAUCUGCCGCUAUCGGACUCAGUUACGGCACACAUUCGAACCUCUGUGUUAAUCAAAUUCAUCGAAAUGGCACGGAAGAACAAAAGCAAAAAUAUUUACCUAAGCUGUGCAGUGGUGAACACAUCGGGGCAUUAGCAAUGUCGGAGCCGGGUGCCGGGUCUGACGUUGUCUCCAUGAAAUUGCGAGCCGAGAGAAAGGGGGACUACUAUGUCCUCAAUGGCAACAAGUUCUGGAUUACCAAUGCUCCGGACGCGGAUACACUAAUCGUCUAUGCGAGAACGGAUCCGAAUGCGGACAAGCCGCAGCAUGGCAUCACUACUUUCAUCGUCGAGCGUGACACAGAGGGUUUCAGCACGGGGAAGAAGCUGGACAAACUUGGCAUGCGCGGCUCCAACACAGGCGAACUGAUUUUCGAGGAUUGCAAAGUGCCAGCUGCAAAUAUUUUAGGAGAAAUUAAUAAAGGUAUUUAUGUGCUCUUUAGUGGACUGGAUCUGGAACGAUUAAUAUUAUCUGGCGGACCUUUGGGACUACUGCAAGCUUGUUGCGAUGUUGCCUUUGAAUACGCUCAUACGAGACAGCAAUUUAGCCAGUAUCUUGCAAAAUUUCAAAUGAUACAGGCGAAGAUAGCGGACAUGUACACAGCUCUGAGUGCGAGCAGAAGCUACUUGUACUCUGUCGCUAGAGCCUGCGACGCCGGUCAUGUAAAUCGCAAAAAUUGCGCCGCGGUGUUGCUCUUUUCCGCCGAGAAUGCAAUGAAAGCGGCAUCGGAUGCUAUACAGAUACUCGGUGGCAAUGGUUAUAUCAAUGAUUAUGUGACGGGGAGACUGCUGCGAGACGCGAAGCUUUAUGAGAUCGGCGCGGGCACCAGUGAAAUACGACGUAUGGUCAUCAGCCGAGCGAUCACUGAGGAAUAUCUGAAAUAAGUCGUAGUUCCGAUUUGAUGACUGUAUGAAAAGAAUGAUUCUAUUGAAGUAUCUAAAAACUUAGAUACAAAUCUAAAAAUAAUUUUAUUAUUUUUGAGGCUUUUACGGAUAUUUUCUUUAGAAAUACCAAAGGGUUAAGGGUCGCCGUCUCGUAAUCCAUUGCUAAUGCUAAUGUUUCGUGAACUUUGCCGUUCACUUCAUCAGGGUGAGGAGCGCACUAAUACUGAACUCUUCCGAAGGACUCUCUUUAUAUAAACUCCCUUUAUAUAAGAUAAAUUUUGUUAAAUCAUUAACGUAUUUACAUA